This is a messenger RNA of Setaria italica (foxtail millet), 1397 nucleotides long. Its product is annotated as cytochrome c-type biogenesis ccda-like chloroplastic protein 1. Lineage: Eukaryota; Viridiplantae; Streptophyta; Magnoliopsida; Poales; Poaceae. The coding region runs from base 119 to 1162 and encodes 347 amino acids. Gene Ontology annotation, biological process: cytochrome complex assembly. Gene Ontology annotation, cellular component: membrane. The transcript is spliced from 12 exons. The record is from RefSeq and is a predicted model, not a curated record.
UUUGGGCCAGGCCCGUCCAGGCCCAUUAUCAACUGGGCCCAGGAAUAUCUACGCGUUCCAACCAGUAUAUCGUUGUCGUUCGUUGGCCGUUGCUUGUCCACUCCACCUGCCCACCACCAUGCUCUCCGCCAUGGCCGCGCGUCCCGUGACCGUAGCGAGCAGCUCACCCCUCCUUCGUCUCCCAGCCCAGGCUGCUUCUGCUGCUUCCGGCACCUCCUCUUCUCCUGUGGUUCGUGGACUCAAAUCGGAGGCGGCAGAGAAGCGCUCGCUCCUUCGUCGGUGCCCCAUGCUGCUGACCUCUGUGGCAGUGGGCAGUUUGGUUGCUGCUGGCGCUGCAAAUGCUACUGAGCUGUUGGAUCCUAUGCACGGAUCAUCAGGACUCCUCUUGGCUGACCUUGGCAUUGGAGAUUGGUUUGGAGGUUUGCUGUUUUCAGCUGGGCAGCAGGCUAAUGAGGCUGUUCAGGAUCAGCUAUCUGCUCUCAGUUUCACUAGCUUAGCAGUCAUUUUUGGCGCUGGACUUGUAACUAGUCUGUCUCCUUGUACACUCAGUGUUCUACCAUUGACUCUAGGAUAUAUAGGGGCAUUCGGUUCUGGGAAAGGCCAGGCUGAGGUUGUUGGAAAUUCAAUAGCAUUUUCAUUAGGACUGGCAACAACCUUAGCUAUUCUUGGUGUUGCUGCCUCUUUUGCUGGAAAGGCGUAUGGGCAGGUUGGGCAAGGACUCCCAGUGGCUGCUUCUGGGUUGGCCAUUGUCAUGGGAUUGAAUCUUCUGGAGGUAGUUGAGUUGCAACUUCCCUCGUUCUUCAGUGAUUUUGACCCACGAACUGCUGCAGCUAACCUCCCUUCAAGUUUACAAGCAUAUCUUGCUGGUCUUACAUUUGCAUUGGCAGCAUCACCUUGCAGUACACCUGUUCUAGCUACCCUUCUGGGAUAUGUGGCCACUUCAAGAGAUCCAAUUGUUGGAGGAAGCUUGUUGUUGACAUAUACGACCGGCUAUGUUGCACCUCUUCUUAUUGCAGCUUCCUUUGCUGGAGUAUUGCAGAGUUUGCUGUCAUUCAGAAGAUACUCAGCAUGGAUAAACCCAAUCAGUGGUGCAUUUCUUCUUGGUGGAGGAGUUUAUACCUUACUGGACAGGGUGUUUCCUGCAACAUCCAUGGUAAUGUAGUCCUUGCUGGACAAGAACUGCGGCAACGGUCUGUUGAACAUGAUCCAAAUGUAAGAAGUAAAGUAGCUAACUCAUGCUAACAAUGUGUAUAGUUAUGUACAGUGUCUCGGGACAACCAAAACAUCUUGACCUUAGACUGUUUGGGCCUCGAUGAUUAGAGCCUGGAGGUCUACUCUGCUAAAAUUUUAUUCCUGGAUAUUUUAUCAUGUUCAAAUAUCAACUGUGCGAAACUUCA